Zonotrichia albicollis (white-throated sparrow) is the source of this 4829-nucleotide messenger RNA. Lineage: Eukaryota; Metazoa; Chordata; Aves; Passeriformes; Passerellidae. The record is from RefSeq and is a predicted model, not a curated record.
GGCGGCGGAGGCUGCGGCAGCCCGGGGUUGCCAUGGAGCGGGAGCGCCGGCUCCGCGCUCCCUGCGCCGGGAAGGCUCUGCGCAAGAAACGCCGCUCGUCCCCUCUACCGGAGGCGGCCGCUCUCCCGGGCAGCCGGGCCGGCGGCUCUCAGAUGUGCCGGCGGCGCCUGUUCGGGAGCGCGGGGCCUCGCGGGCCCGAGCCCGCCUGUAAGCGCCUGUCCCGGGCGGCGGCGGAGCUUGGGGUGCAGGAGGCGGGGCCCGCACCGGCGGGAAAAGGUCUGAAGAAAAAGUCCAGUGGGAAAAAAUUACCAAAGAUUAAAGAAAAUGUUGAAUAUACUGAAGAGAGCUCUUCAUGCAACCAAAGCAAUCAAGUGACUGGCAGGAAAACAACAGACUUUAAGAGGAAAGAAGAGGUGCCAGAAGAAAGCAAUGUACCACUGAAGGAUUCCAAAAUAAUCAACUUUGGAUAUAAAGGAAGUUUGAAAAAUGCUGAAGUGACCUCAAGUACAGAAAUUACUCUUCCCACAGGUGUUUCCACCUUCCUCAUAGAGUGUUUAGAUGAAGAUUCAGCUGCAGAUUAUAGCUCUGCUAGCAACAGCCUGCAAACGUACUCAUCCCCUGAAACAUUCAGAGAUGAUGAUUUGGAAAGAUGCAAUUUUUACUCUAUGGACCUUGGCAAGUACAAGAACUCUACUCUCCUGGACUCCAGCAAAGCAAUGACCAUUGAUAAGAUACCACAGAUGUCAAAUCUUUCAGCAAUAUUAGAACCUGUACCAGAGGAUUUUCCAAACCAACGCACAAAAAGAAAGAGACCAUCAAGUUGCUAUAAUAGUUCUUCAGCAUUAAGCGUUUCAGCUACACUGGCAGGAAAAAAACUCUGUAAAAUAACAGCUGCAAGAGAGAGAACUCCAGAUCUAAAAAGUGGUAUGCGCUGUUCUUCACCAUUAGGACCGGAAAGCAAGUAUGGUACUCGAACAGCUAAAGCCAAAAGACUGAAGAAAAAAGAAAGCAGUUUUAAUCCCUUUGUAGAAGGUUCAUCAUCAUUUAGGCAGCUUGAUGCCCCAGAAAACACGUCAGCCCGAUCAGAGGGGCUGACAGCAGAAGUUCUGCCAAGCAAACCCACAGAUGCUGUGGUGCAAAUGACUUCCACCAUGCUAAUCAUGGAGGAAAAUAAAGUCCUAAAAAAUCCUGGUAAUGCUCAGCCUCUCGAGCUAGAUCUUAGCCUGUCGCCGGUGUGUAAAGCCUCACCUGGGGAAGACCUGUUCCUGAAUACCACGGGUCUUUUUGUUAACUCAGAAGAAAUUGUUCCUGCAUCUCUGAGCUCAGAAAAAGAAAUGACUCCUCAAAGUCCAGAAGAAAAGAAUAUUUUAAAGCCUCAGCGUGACAGACGGGAGAUGGAGAUCUGCUCCAUUGUGAGAAUGUCACCAGAGCCGAGGCCUUCCCGGCUGCACCAAGUCCCAGUUAACUCCAAAAAGUGCUACCUUCCCAAAGGACUGCCUGAAGAUUCUAUAACGAGUACCAAGAAUUGGAUCUGCUAUAAACGGAGAUGAGAUUUUUGGCUCUCAACAGGAGUUAACAGAAGAAAUUACUGUCUUGCUGCUGUGACAGGGUGGUAAAACAGAACUCCUAACUAGCAAAUAAUGGUUGUAUGUUGUUUGACAUUGUAUUGUAUUUUGUACAACAUUGUAUGUUGUUUGACAUUUAGUAUUACGUGUUUCAGUAAGCUGGUAAAUACUCAGAUACUUUAUAUUAAAUGAUUUUGUACAGCAGCUAGAUCUUGUUCUGGGCAUUAUUCUGUAAGGAUUCCAUAAAGAUGAUUCUUCAGUUUGUUUAGAUUUUUAAAAAGUUUGACUGAAGAACAGCAGACCAAAUGCCUUUAAUAGAAUUACUUUUGGCUCUCUCUCUGCUAAGAUUUCUAGUUUUCUCUAGCAGCAUUAGUAUCUAAAGAUGGGACCUCUGUUUAAGUGUUAACAUUGACUGUGAAGGUAACUGCAUGUCCUGGGAGUGGCCAUGAGAGCAUUCAUGUACUCUUGGAGACCCAGAAGUCAAUAGUAUGCCACCUUUAAACUCCUUCAAUGCUUAGGUCUGCAGAACUUUGGAUGACUGUGAGUUCUGCUGUAAUUUGAUUCCUGAACAUGACUACAGGUCAUCUUCACCCCAUCAUCUCUGAGAAUUGGCUCCUAAUGAUCAGCACUGACACCAUUCUGGACAUAUCCACUGCCCAGCCACUGCCAUCUCAGAGUUCUUCCUGCUUCAUCUCAGGUGUUUUGUAAUAUCACAUCUCUCAGUCAUUUUUCCUUCUAGUGGCUUCAGACUUCAAGUAAAUGCCUUAUGUGAACACAAUGGUGGGAAAAACCCUUUUGCAGCUGAACUGUUUGAAGAGAUGGAUAUUGAUGUUCUGGAUUUUCAGGUUACUGCUCACACUAUGUCCACAUAAUUCAAAUUCCCAGUGCUUCCAGUUCAGGUUGGGAUUGUUAAUUCAUAAAUGUUGUUCUUAAUGUGCUGAAUGUCUCAGAAAACACUGUCAAGAACAAUUUUUUUCUGCUUGACUUCAUUGCACAUUUAAGUAAUUUGGAGCCCUACAGUGUUCUCAUUACAAUAUCCUUUACUCAGACUUUCUCUGGACAAAAAGGAAGUUUUUCAAUGUUACAAAAUGCUAGUAUGGCUUUCAAAAGUCUAAGUUUGUUUCUCAGUGUUAUCACCCUGGAAAAUAGUUCUGUAUUUCCUAAAAGAGCAUUAAAAGAAGACAUACAAAAUCCACAACUGUAGUUUGACUGCAUUUGAAAAUACCUGUAAAAGUUCAAACCCUGAUCUUUUCCCCAUUGCUCUGGGGUAGAAGGAAGUGCAAAUAAUUGCUGCUGGAUUAGUCUGUGAACAAGUAUUAUAUAAACAUUCUGAAUGGCUCAAGGUUAAAAAUUAUGCCAUUAAGCUAUUUUUCUUUUAAGCAUUAAUAGAACGAGUUCUGCCAAUAACUCCUUGGAGUCCUGUUGGGUAUGCUUUUAAUUAUCAAUAUCCUUGUUCUUGCAAAUACUAAAUCACUAGUAAUUAUGCAGGAAUCUAGAGCCCCUAGGAGACAGAGGUGAGCUCCUUGAUGUAGCUUUAAGCAAAAAUGAAAGUUACAUAUUUAGUAAGUUUACUUGAAUAAUCAUCAUAAUGCUUAUGAUGAUUAUUCAAGUAAAGGAUGGUCCACAAUAAAGAUGUUUAUUGUAAGGAUGUUCUGGAAGUCUUAGGAAAAAGCACUUAUUUUGCCCCAGGCCAUUUGGUAGUGUUACACAAAGAGACUUAAACUGACAAACUAAUUGGAAAGUACAAGAGAGGAAAACAUGGUCUGUAACUGUGGAAUUGGCUGUAGCAGCCUGAAUAUUGCUGGGGUUUGUCUUUGUUUUUCUUGAUGUGAUGAGGCUGUAUAGGAGGACAGAAAUAUCAUGAACCACAAUCUCUUGUCUUUCCCUUCAGUUAUGAAAGCACUGCUUCUUAUCAUCUUUUGUCUGACUCUUAGAGAAAGUGUAAUUAAUUACCAGGCUAGCUCUUUGCCCCAGGGAAGGAAAUUCAUUUUGAGGCUGCGACAAUCCCUACUCUUGUUCUGCUGUUCUCAAAGGAAAGGCAUUUUCCCAUAGUUUGGUUUUCAGCUGAAAAAUUACUACAUAAAAUUUCAUUCAGAGUGGAAACUGGCUCUUCCAUAUUGGUAGAUAAAGGUUAUGGGUCAUGGCCAGUUAAUGGGUAGGACUGAGGAGGUUAUUUGUGCAGUGAUUCAGGAGAAGAAUCUGUUCAGUGUCACCAGGGCUGCUCUGUCACAUCCUAGACAUGAUGAAGUCUUAAUGGCUUGAAUGGAAUUGCUUCCAGCGAGUCAGUCCAUGCAAGAACUCUGAUAAUCCUUUAUCAGCAGGAAUUGUGCAUGGCAGAUGCAUGUUGAGUAAAUGUAUUGUACAUAAAUCUGUAAGAGGUUUUUCAUUAACACUGUUCAGUUAUUCUUGUUAUCUGACGUGCACUUUUAGGAGACUUUGACUCCAAGUACUCAGAGAUGGUGGGAGAUGUCUUGUACAGGAGCACUACAAGGGUACAUGUGCAGGCCAGUGGAGGGCAAAGCCCUACAUGAAAAUGGUUCUGGUUUGGUUCAUAAUCUUCAGACACAGAAGAGAUGUCUGGGGCCCAGAUCAAAAUAUGCUGAAUGUCUGCAUGAGUUCACUUAUAUUUAAAGGGACUCCAUCAGCUUGAAUUGCAAUGCAUUUGAACAUAGCUAAUUCUUCAUUGCUCUAAGUUGUGAAACUACUGAAAGCUGAGUUAGGUACCCUGGCCAAAAUUCUGUCAUUUUGUUUUGUUCCCUGAGGAUGUUUUAUCUUUGCGACUGUACUUACGUGCUCCUCUUGAAGCCAGGAGGCUUUCACAUGGUGAAAGGAUGUAAAGAUUGGUCAUGUGUAAAUGUGUGGCAGCCACGUGUGCCUCCCAUACAGAACAAGGGGGAAAAGAUGCACCUAAACAUUAAUUCCUGUUUUGUGUUAGAAUUGUCUACAACUUCUGAUAGAUGGAAAACUAAGUUCCUACAGGUGGAUGAUUGUGAAGAAUCAUUCUGCAGAUACGUUACACAUGUGCUAAAUUAUGCCUUAAAAAUAAUAAUGCUUAAUUUAAUCUUACAUCAUACAUUGUUUUAGUUUAAUUUAGUUUAAUUCCAUUUUCCAGGGAAAGCAGAUGAGUCAGUCAGUUUUGUCAAUCCUUAAUUAAACUUCCUAGCAGGAUUGUAUCUGAAGAGUGAGACAUUGAAGGAGACUGUUUGCUGUUACUAGUGUUUCUAUUUCACUUAAGUAUUACAAAUAAAGAGUUUUGUAAAAAGG